GGGUGCACACCAAGGCAGCAUGUAGGAUGUAUAACAGCCAAGAAAUAUACACUCCAAAAAUGAGGAGCCACAAAAAGCUCCUAGCUAUAUGUUGUCUACUCCUUUUUACAUCAUGGACGGAAGGAAACAGAAACAGCUUAGAAAACAGAGGAAGUCCUUACAAUGGCUAUAUCACAUAUUGUGAUUUUAAUGACAACACACGGCCACUUUGUGACUGGAAACAGCAUUGUGAAGGCCAAGACCAUGGAGACUGGAUAAGGGCUAAAUCUUCCACACCAACACUUGGCACUGGCCCUGAUGGAGAUUACCCAGAUGGAAAUGGCUAUUAUAUUUAUCAAGAAGCCACCAACCUAAUCCCUAAUGACAUAGUUAGACUUGACAGCCCAAAACUUGACAUCAGCAAUGAUGUAUGUGUAGAGUUCUGGUACCAUAUGUCUGGUUCUGAAACACAAAACCAACUCCAAGUCCUAAUCCUUGAUGAUAAAGGUCAAACUCUCUUUUGGAGACAAACGGGGCAUCAAAGUUCUCAGUGGUUAUAUGGCUCUUUCACUUACCAAACACAGCAACAAAAGUCUAUUCAGGUCCUAUUUGCAGCUAUUCGAGGGCUAACAGAAUAUGGUGAUACAGCUAUUGAUAAUAUUGGUGUAAAAAAUGGACCUUGUGUUCCGGAGCCAACGCCAAGCGUUCCAACACCUGCAGAGCCACCAGGUGGGACUUGCAUUGGCUAUGGAGAUCCCCAUUUUGUUACAUUUGAUGGCAAUUCUCAUACUUUCAUGGGAAACUGCACUUACACACUCACCAAGCUCUGUGAAGUCAACAGCAGUUUGACUGAUUUCAAUGUUGAAGUUGCACAUGAAUACAGAGGAGGAAACACUCAAGUUUCCUAUGUCAGUCAAGUAAUGGUGGAUAUUCAUGGCUACAGUAUUGUCCUAGAGAAGAAUAAGGUUGUAAAGGUGAAUGGAGAUGAACAACGGCUACCAUUGAACUUGCCUCCUGGCAUAUCUGUAGGCUUCAGUGGGCAGUAUGUUGCCAUCAUAACAGACUUUGGCCUGAUGGUGAAGUAUGAUGGAGAUCACAGGGUUGAAGUAACUCUUUCCAAAGCAUAUCAAGGCAAAGUGUGUGGCAUCUGUGCAAAUUUCAAUGGGCAGAAAUUAGAUGACGAUCUUAAUCCUAAUGGUGUUAAAGAACCGACUUCUGAAAGCUAUGGAAACAGCUGGCAGGUCCAGAAUAACUCAAGCUGUUCCCUGGCUACUGGUUAUAAUCCACAAUGCACUGAGGAAGAAAAGAGGGAAAUAGAGAGUCACCAGUCCUGUGGUGCUAUGCUACCCUUUGAUGGGGUAUUUCAACACUGUCAUCUUAUUGUAGAUCCAAGGUCUUAUUUUAUGAACUGUUAUUAUGAUAUGUGUGCGUUGCAUUUGGAUCCAAAUACUCUCUGUCGCCAUCUUCAGGCUUAUGCAGAUGCAUGUCAAGCUGCAGGGGCCAUAGUGCUACCUUGGAGAAAUUCUACAUUCUGCCCCCUGCCAUGUCCUGCAAACAGCCAUUAUGAGCAAUGUGGCACAGCAUGUCCAGCUACAUGCCUUAAUCCAGGAGCACCAUCAAACUGCAAUCUCCCAUGUUCAGAGGGAUGUAUCUGUGACCCAGGAUAUGUUCUAUACAACAAUAAGUGUGUUCCAAGUAACCAGUGUGGGUGUUGGGUAGAUGGUAAACAUUACCCUGUGGGCUCUGAAUUCUGGACCGAUAACACAUGUACUACAAAAUGUGAAUGUCCAGGACCAGCAAGUGAUGUAGUCUGUCAAUCCGACAAAUGUCCACCUAACAAUUAUUGUGGCAUAGUCAAUGGAGUUCCUGAAUGUUCUGAGUUUACAUUUGGCGAAUGCACAAUUUAUGGCGAUCCCCACUAUUACUCUUUUGAUAAAAUGACACAUCAUUUCAUGGGGGUAUGCACCUACACUCUGGCUAAAUUUUGUUCCAAUUCCUCCUCUCUACCAUAUUUUAAUGUUGAGGCAAAAAAUGAGCAUCGUGGGAAUCCAUCAGUGAGUUGGGUACAGAAAGUUAUGGUAGAAGUCUACGAUUAUCAUAUAACCAUUGUUAAAGACGAGCCAAAUCGGGUUUUGCUAAAUGGAAUCUGGAAAACACUACCCAUCAGCUUGCGUAAUGGAACACUGACAGUGGAAAGAAGUGGAAGAUAUAUCCUUGUAGAGACAGACUUCAAACUCACUGUGUCUUAUGAUACAGAUCAUACUGUAGAGGUUAAGGUCCCAACAAUUUAUUUUAAUCAAACAUGUGGCAUAUGUGGGAACUUGAAUAAUGACUACAAUGAUGAGUAUCUGAUGCCCAAUGGACAACAAGCCCAAGAUUCCCAUCAGUUUGGGAACAGUUGGAAGGUAGAUGAUGAUGAUCCAACGUGCACACCAGUGCCUCCACCCCCAAUAUGCCCACCAGAAAAGGAAGAAUCAUAUAAAAGCGAAGCUUUCUGUGGACCCCUAAUAAGCAAAGACAGUCCAUUCCAAGUUUGUCAUUCUGUCAUCAAUCCAGAUGCUUUCUUUGAAAGUUGUGUAUUUGACCUCUGUGUUAUUGGUGAUGAUUUUCUCUGCACUGCUUUAGAAUCUUAUGCUGGUGCCUGCCAGAGAGCUGGAGUCAAAAUUCAGUGGCGAAAUUCAACAUUUUGUCCUCUUGACUGCCCCAUCAACAGUCAUUAUAAUGAAUGCUCCAGUGCUUGCCCUGGCACAUGUUUAAACCAGAAUGCACCCGAUAACUGCAACAAACCAUGCAUUGAGGACUGUGAUUGUGAUGAUGGCUUUGUUCUUAGUGGAAGUUCAUGUGUUCCUGUCAAUGAUUGUGGAUGUUCUUAUGAAGGCACAUACUAUGAGAAAAAUGAAAUGUUUUGGCAAACAGGAUGUGUAGGUCAGUGCACGUGCAUUGGAAACAACCAAGUUGAUUGUAAGAAUGAUUCGUGUGGGCCAGAUCUUGCAUGUAAAGUUCAGAAUGGAGUUCUUGGAUGUUACCCAGCAGACAGCAAUAUCUGCCACAUUUAUGGUGAUCCGCACUAUAUAACCUUUGAUGGAAAACUGUAUAAUUUCCAAGGAUCUUGCAAUUACACAGUGGUGGAAACUUGCAAAAAUUCAUCUCAGUACUUCUCAGUCACAACAAGAAAUGAACACAGAGGAAGCUUGAGCUGGACAGCUAUAAAUUCUGUUUCUGUUAGAAUUGGCAGCCAUCACAUCAUUUUAAGAAAGAAAAAAAUUGUUGAGGUCAAUGGAGAAAUAGUUUCUUUACCUUAUACCUUAAUACCAGGCAUCUCAAUAACCUUAAAUGGUUAUGUCAUUGUGGAAACAGACUUUGGACUUGAAGUGAAAUAUAAUGGUGACCAAGAACUCAUUGUUAAAGUCAAUGAAAAUUUCAAGGGACAGCUCUGCGGUCUUUGUGGCACUUAUAAUGGCAAUAUCUUGGAUGAUUUCCUAAAGCCUGAUGGUUUAUUGGCUCAGACACCAAAUGAAUUUGGAAACAGCUGGCGUGUCCCUGAUGAUAACUGGAUCUGUGAUCCCAAUGUUGUUGAUCCCGCUCCAUGUGAUCCUAUUGAUGAGAAGCAUUAUGAGGACAUGUGCAAAUCGAUACUAUCAAGUAGUGGACCAUUCGCAGCCUGUCACUUUUUUGUCCUUCCCCAGCUGUACUUUCAGAGCUGUGUCUAUGACAUGUGCACUGCAGGAGGUACUACGGAACAGUUUUGCAAUGCUCUAGAGGCUUAUGCUGGUGCUUGUGAAAGUGCAGGAGUUCAACUCGGAGACUGGAGAAAGGACACUAUCUGCGCAGAAACAUCAACAACAACACCACCAACAACAACAACACCAACAACAACACCAACACCUGGUUCACUCUGUCCCUGGUCUUGUAAUUUUGAUGCUGAUUUCUGUACAUGGUCUCAGUCUUCUCUUGAUGAUUUUGACUGGAUUCGUCACACAGGAUCAACACCUAGCACUGGCAGUGGGCCUUCAUUCGAUCAUACAACCGGAAAUGGUUUCUACAUAUACAUUGAUGGACGAUCCCCCACUGCUGGACAAAAAGCACGCCUCCUCAGUCCUAUCUGCAAUUCUGGAGGUCACCAAUGUCUAAGUUUUUGGUAUCAUAUGUUUGGGGUAGCUAAAACAAUGGAAUUAAAUGUAUAUAUUGUAAGGAACGGGAAAGAGGAAUUGGUGUGGAAUUUAACUGGCCAUCAAGAGAAUAACUGGUUGCCUGCAAACAUUCAAAUUGUUGAUACAAGAAAUGUCCAGAUUAUCCUGGAAGGUGUAAGAGGAAAUGACUUCCGCAGUGAUGUUGCUGUGGAUGAUAUUUUCAUUUCUCCUGGAUUUUGCUCAGGUUCUACCACCACUACUCCUACCACCACUACUCCUACCACCACUACUACUACCACCACUAUUCCUACCACCACUACCACAACUACAGUGAAACCACCAAUAUCUUCAGGAUCCUGUGUGGUGUCAGGAGACCCCCAUUAUUACACCUUUGAUAACAGGGUCUUUGAUUUUAUGGGGAUAUGUACCUACACACUCUCUAAGCUCUGCAAAUUUGACAAAAACCUGAUAGACUUCAAUGUGGAAGCAAAAAAUCAAUAUUGGGGAGGAAGCACUCGUGUGUCCUCUGUGAAAUAUGUGAAUGUCGAUGUGUAUGGAUAUAGGAUCACCCUGGAUCAGAACCAAGAAGUUAAGGUAAAUGGACAGCCUGUGAUCCUUCCAGAGGAACUUCCCCCAGAAGUUAAAAUCUCUUACAGUGGACAUCAUGUAAUGGUCACUACAAACUUUGGCCUGAGAGUGUUAUUUGAUGGAAAUCACAGAGUGGAAGUGAAGCUGUUUGAUACCUACUCUGAUCAAGUUUGUGGUCUGUGUGGAAACUUCAAUGGCAAUGUAACUGAUGACUUUUUAAACCCAAGUGGACAACUCGAGCAAGAUCCAGUUGACCUUGGUAACAGCUGGCAGGUGGAAAAUGACACAAGUUGUCCCCCAGCAGUAGAAGUUAUCCCAGACUGUACCGAUGAUGAAAAGCUUGUUAUUGAAAGUAACAACUUCUGCGGAAUGAUCACUAAUCCAAACGGGCCAUUUAAAGAUUGUCACAAUGUGAUAGAUCCUGAAGGUUACUUUAAUAGCUGUGUAUACGAUUUGUGUGCAUUAAAUCUGGAUGCGGCCGCCCUAUGUGACAGUCUUCAGUCCUAUGCAGUGGCCUGCCAGUCGCAGGGAGUCACCAUACAGCCAUGGAGGAACGACACUUUCUGUCCAAUCGAUUGCCUUCCCAACAGUCAUUAUGAGAUCUGCAGCACAGCAUGUCCAGCCACUUGUGUCAAUCCAGGAGCACCAUCCAGCUGUAAUCUCCCCUGUGUUGAGGGAUGUUUCUGUGACCCAGGAUAUGUCCUAUACAACAAGAAGUGUGUUCCAAGCCUCCAGUGUGGUUGUUGGGAUGGAAAUAAUUACUAUCCAGUAGGCUCUGAAUUCUGGACUGAUGAUACUUGCUCCACAAAAUGCAGAUGCCCCUCAGCAGGAAGUGCUUUAAUCUGUAAUUCUGCAACUUGUAACAGUAACCAAUAUUGCGCUACAAUAAAUAAUGUUUCUGACUGCCUUUAUUAUAAAUAUGGCAUCUGCAGGGUCAAUAAUGAUCCUCACUACAACAGCUUUGACGGACGGGUGCACCAUUUUAUGGGUCUUUGCACCUAUACACUCUCAAAGCUUUGUUCCAAUUCAUCGAAUCUGCCAUAUUUUAAUGUUUAUGCAAAGAACGAGCAUCGAGGAAAUCCUUCAGUAACAUACGUGCAAAAGGUUUUUGUUGAAGUCUAUGGUUACAACAUACAAAUCAUAAGGAAAGAAACAUCACGUGUUUUGGUUGAUGGAGUAUGGAAUACACUUCCGGCAUCCUUGAAGGGUGGUUCUGUAUCAGUAACUAAAAGUGGAAGAUACAUUGUUCUAGAGACAGACUUUAAACUCUCGGUGUCGUAUGACACAGAUCAUUCGGUGGAAGUGAAAAUCCCAGAUACAUAUUCCAGCCAACUAUGUGGAAUGUGUGGCAACUUUAAUGGCCAGAUACAAGAUGAAUACCUGAUGCCAAAUGGACAGCAAGCUCAGAACUCUAAUCAACUAGGAAAUAGUUGGUUGGUAUAUGAUGAAGAAGAUCCAUUCUGCCCUAGUGGUCCUACAGUUCCUCCUCUUCCUGUCUGUCCACCAGAGAAAGAACAGCUGUACGAAAGUGAAACCCACUGUGGGUUGUUAACAAGUAAAGGCAGCCCCUUCAGUAUAUGUCAUGCUGUGGUUGAUCCCGCUAUCUUCUUUGAAAGCUGUGUAUUUGAUCUUUGCGCCCUGAAUGGAGACAAGAAUGUUUUAUGUAGUGCACUUGAAGCAUAUGCAGAUGCCUGCCAGCGGGAAGGAAUUACUAUUCAUGGCUGGAGAAACAUUACUUCCUGUGGAUUACCCCCCUGCCCACCCAAUAGCCACUAUAAUGGCUGUAUGACUGCAUGUCCUGCUACAUGUCUUGACCCUUAUGCUCCAGAGAAAUGCAACAAACCCUGCAUGGAAGGCUGUGAAUGUGAUCAAGGAUUUGUCAUGAGCGGGGACAUCUGUGUUGAUGCAUCCAACUGUGGCUGCUUGUAUGAUGACAAGUACUAUAAUAAAGGGGAUUCAUUCCUACAAGAAGACUGUGAGAGAAGGUGUGAAUGUCAAGGAAAUAACAACAUGGUUUGCAUUGAAACAUCAUGUGCCAAAGAUGAAAUAUGUAAAGUUCAAAAUGGUUUAUUAGGGUGUUACCCAGCAAGUAUUGCAAUUUGCCACAUAUAUGGAGACCCUCACUACUCUACCUUUGAUGGAACUCUCCAUCACUUCCAAGGAUCCUGUAACUAUACUGUUACUGAGACAUGUGCAAACACAUCAAACAACUUUAUUAUUACAACAAGAAAUGAACACCGUGGAAGCCCAAGCUGGACUGCCAUUAACUCUGUGGCCCUCACUGUGAAUGGAUUGCACAUCUUAUUAGCAAAGGACAACUUUGUUUAUGUCAACAAUGUAUCAAAGAAACUUCCUAUUAAUGAUUCAGGAAUAAUUAUUAGCCACAACAGCCCGUAUGUGACUGUUACUACAGAUUUUGGCCUACAAGUUCAGUUUAAUGGUGAUCAUGAGCUACUUGUUAGUGUAAAGGAAACUUUCAAAGACAUGUUGUGUGGUCUGUGUGGCACAUACAAUGGGAACCCACUAGAUGACUUUAUGACACCCAAUGGAACUAUUGUAUCAGAUGUUAAUGAUUUUGGAAACAGCUGGAGAGUCCCUGAUGAUGACUGGAUAUGUGAUCCAAUUCCUCCUACACUGCCAGAAUGUCCUCCUCCAAUACAGCAAGAGGCUGAAGCAAAGUGUGGUGUCUUACAACAGGUUAAUGGCCCCUUUGCACAAUGCCAUGCACACAUUCCCCCUCACCAUUACUUUGAGAGCUGUGUGUAUGACCAUUGCGCUACUAGUGGAAGCAAUGAAUAUUACUGCAGUACAUUGGAGGCUUAUGCAGCUGCGUGUGAAAGUGCUGGAGUUAAUUUGGGUGACUGGAGGAAGGAUACAGUUUGCGAAACAUCAACAACAACACCACCACCAACACCACCAACACCUGUUCCAAUCUGUUACUGGUCUUGUAAUUUUGAUGCUGAUUUCUGUUCAUGGACUCAGUCUCCUCUCGAUGAUUUUGACUGGAUUCGUCACACAGGAUCAACACCUAGCACUGGCAGUGGGCCUUCAUUCGAUCAUACAACCGGACAUGGUUUCUACAUAUACAUUGAUGGACGAUCCCCCACUGUUGGACAAAAAGCACGCCUCCUCAGUCCUAUCUGCAAUUCUGGAGGUCACCAAUGUCUAAGUUUUUGGUAUCAUAUGUUUGGGGUAGCUAAAACAAUGGAAUUAAAUGUAUAUAUUGCAAGGAACGGGAAAGAGGAAUUGGUGUGGAAUUUAACUGGCCAUCAAGAGAAUAACUGGUUGCCUGCAAACAUUCAAAUUGCUGAUACAAGAAAUGUUCAGAUUAUCCUGGAAGGGGUAAGAGGAAAUGACUACCGCAGUGAUGUUGCUGUGGAUGAUGUUUUAAUUUCUCCUGGAUAUUGCCCAGAUUUUACUCCAAGUACUAUCCCUACUCCCACCACUACGCCUACCACCACUACCACAACUACAGUGAAACCACCAACACCUUCAGCCCCCCAUGACCCUUGUAACUACACAUGCUCAUUUGGACAGGAUUUUUGCGGCUGGCAGUCAAAAUCAGAUAAAUUAUACUGGGAACGUUGGAGUGGACCAACGCCAUCUGACUUAACAGGACCUUCAUCUGAUCACAGUGGUGAUGGAUACUACCUUUAUGUUGAUGGACGUAAUGCAAAGUUGAAUGACAAUGCUCAGCUAGAGAGUGCUUAUUGUGAUGUACAAGGACCAAACUGCUUCAGUUUGUGGUAUCACAUGUAUGGAGCUUCAGAAGAUACAAAGUUGACUGUUAAAGUUCUUACAAACCAAGGUUUUGAAGAUGUCAUCAAUUUGUUUGGAGAUGGAGGGGAUGUAUGGCAUUUGGAACAAGUUGAACUGCGUAACAGUGAGAGAAUAAAGAUCUUUAUUGAAGUUUGGCUAAUUGAAGAAGACAGGCCUAUUGAUAUUGCGAUUGAUGACAUUUCCUUUACCAAGGGCUACUGCACUGGACCACCACGUCCACCAGUUUCAACAACAACAACAACAGGACCAACACAUCCACCAGAUUCAUCAACAACAACAGGACCAACACAUCCACCAGAUUCAUCAACAACAACAGGACCAACACAUCCACCAGAUUCAUUAACAACAACAGGACCAACACAUCCACCAGAUUCAUUAACAACAACAGGACCACCACAUCCACCAGAUUCAUCAACAACAACAGAUGGCCCAACAACUUAUACUACUCAACAUCCUGAAACUGGAAGCUCUGCAGGACCUUUGACUCCAGACUCUAUAACAGAUACCACUCCAGGCCCUGAAACUGCUAGUUCCCCAAGCACUGAAAUUGGCGCUGUAACUGACAAAACUACAGGCCCUGUAACUGCGAGUACCCCACAACCUGUAACUGACAGCACACAGGGUCCUGUAUCAUACAGCACUCAAAGCCCUGUAACACAUAGUAUCCCAGGCUCUAUAACUACCAGAACUCCAGCCCCUGAAACCACAAGUGACACAGGCCCUGAACCUAGCACUGUUACUGACAGCACACAGGGUCCUGGAUCAGACAGCACUAGAAGCCCUGUAACACAUAGUAUCCCAGGCUCUAUAACUACCAGAACUCCAGCCCCUGAAACCACAAGUGACACAGGCCCUGAACCUAGCACUGUUACUGACAGCACACAGGGUCCUGGAUCAGACAGCACUAGAAGCCCUGUAACACAUAGUAUCCCAGACUCUAUAACUACCAGAACUCCAGCCCCUGAAACCACAAGUGACACAGGCCCUGAACCUAGCACUGUUACUGACAGCACACAGAGUCCUGUAUCAGAAAGCACUAGAACCCCUGUAACACAUAGUAUCCCAGACUCUAUAACUACCAGAACUCCAGCCCCUGAAACCACAAGUGACACAGGCCCUGAACCUAGCACAGUUACUGACAGCACACAGGGUCCUGGAUCAGACAGCACUAGAACCCCUGUAACACAUAGUAUUCCAGGCUCUAUAACUACCAGAACUCCAGCCCCUGAAACCACAAGUGACAUAGGCCCUGAACCUAGCACUGUUACUGACAGCACACAGAGUCCUGUAUCAGAAAGCACUAGAACCCCUGUAACACAUAGUAUUCCAGGCUCUAUAACUACCAGAACUCCAGCCCCUGAAACCACAAGUGACACAGGCCCUGAACCUAGCACUGUUACUGACAGCACACAGGGUACUGUAUCAGACAGCACUAGAAGCCCUGUAACACAUAGUAUUCCAGGCUCUAUAACUACCAGAACUCCAGCCCCUGAAACCACAAGUGACACAGGCCCUGAACCUAGCACUGUUACUGACAGCACACAGGGUACUGUAUCAGACAGCACUAGAAGCCCUGUAACACAUAGUAUUCCAGGCCCUGUAACAAGCACAACUCCAAGCCCUGAAACUGCUAGUGACAAAGUGACCAAUACUGAAACUGACACUACAGUCCCUGUAUCUACCACUACACCAGGCUGUGUAACUGGGAUCACUGUAUCACCUCCAACUGCAGCCCCUGUAACUGAGAAUACUGGAAGUCCUGUAACAGACAGAACUACAGGCCCUGUAAUACACAGCACUCCAGAUUCAAUUAUAACAUCCACCUCUGCAGAAACUACAACAACUCUGCCACCACUUGAUCCAGGUUACUGUGAGGUAUCAGGAGACCCCCAUUAUUACACUUUUGAUAAAGAGGUCCACCAUUUCAUGGGAGUCUGUACCUACACGCUAUCUAAGCUCUGCGCAAAUGAUUCAAAUUUGCCGGACUUCAAUGUUGAAGCAGCAAAUGAUCUCAGGAAUGGCCUGACUCAUGUAUCUUAUGUGCAAUUUGUGAACGUGGAUGUAUAUGGAUACAGGAUCACUUUGGAGAAAGUCCGUAAAGUUAAGCUGAACGGACAACCAGUAACACUUCCUGUUAGUCUACAACCAGACGUUGAAAUCUUCCUCAGUGGAACUAAUGUGUUCGUAACAACAGGCUUUGGCCUCCAAGUUUCAUAUGAUGGAAGCCAUAAAGCAACAGUGACUCUUCCAGGCGAAUACGCAAAUAAUGUUUGUGGGCUUUGUGGGAACUUUAAUGGAGAUAAAGCUGAUGACUUCUUAAACCCAGAUGGUAACCUGGAACUGGAUUCUAACAGCCUUGGUAACAGCUGGCAGGUUGAAAAUGACACAGUCUGCCCUCCAGCAGUGGACAAUAAAUCAAAUUGCACUGAGGAUGAAAAUAAUAUAAUAUCCAGCAACAGCUACUGCGGUAUUAUUAUUAAUGAAAAUGGCCCAUUUAAAGCAUGUCAUCAUGUGAUAGACCCAAAAGUUUACUUUGAUAACUGUGUAUAUGACCUGUGUGAAGUGAUGCUGGAUAAUGGAACCCUAUGUGACAGCCUUCAGUCUUAUGCAGACACCUGCCAGUCUCACGGAGUCACAAUACAGCCAUGGAGGAAUGAAACGUUCUGCCCUCUUAAAUGCCCACCAAACAGUCACUAUGAGCCCUGCGGCACAGGCUGCCAAUCAACAUGCGUCAACCCACAUGCACCAAACAACUGCAAUCGCCCAUGUACUGAAGGAUGUUUCUGUGACCCAGGAUAUGUUCUUUAUGAUAGCAUAUGUGUUCCAAUAGACAAGUGUGGAUGUUGGCAAGAUGAUAAAUAUUAUCCAGUGGGCGAUGAAUUUUGGUCUGAUGACACCUGCUCUUUAAAAUGUAGAUGCCCCUCAGCAGGCAGUGGCUUAGUCUGUACUGAAGACUCAUGCUUGGAUAACCAGUAUUGCGGAGUUACAAAUGGAAUUCCAGGGUGUUACAACAAACCUAAUCCAGGUUACUGUGAGGUAUCAGGAGACCCCCAUUAUUACACUUUUGACAAACAGGUCCACCAUUUCAUGGGAGUCUGUACCUACACAAUAUCUAAGCUCUGCGGAAAUGAUUCAAAUCUGACAGACUUCACUGUUGAAGCAGCAAAUGAUCUCAGGAAUGGCCUGACUCAAGUAUCUUAUGUGCAGUUUGUGAACGUGAAUGUAUAUGGAUACAGGAUCACUUUGGAGAAAGUUCGAAAGGUUAAGCUGAACGGACAACCAGUAACACCUCCUGUUAGCCUACAACCAGAUGUUGAAAUUUUCCUCAGUGGAACUAAUGUGUUCGUAACAACAGGCUUUGGCCUCCAAGUUUCAUAUGAUGGAAGCCAUAAAGCAACAGUGACUCUUCCAGGCGAAUACGCAAAUAACGUUUGUGGGCUUUGUGGAAACUUCAAUGGAGAUAAAGCUGAUGACUUCUUGAACCCUGAUGGAUAUCUGGAACCAAAUUCCACCAGCCUUGGUAACAGCUGGCAGGUUGAAAAUGAUACAGUCUGCCCACCAUCAGACAGCAAACAUGAAAACUGCACUGAGGAUGAAAAUAAUAUAAUAUCCAGCAACAGCUACUGUGGUAUUAUUACUAAUGGAAACGGGCCAUUUAAAGCAUGUCAUCAUGUGAUAGACCCAAAAGUUUACUUUGAUAACUGUGUAUAUGACCUGUGUGAAGUAAAACUGGAUAAUGGAACCCUAUGUGACAGCCUUCAGUCUUAUGCAGACGCCUGCCAGUCUCACGGAGUCACAAUACAGCCAUGGAGGAAUGAAACUUUCUGCCCUCUUAAAUGCCCACCAAACAGUCACUAUGAGCCCUGCGGCACAGGCUGCCAAUCAACAUGCGUCAACCCACAUGCACCAAACAACUGCAAUCGCCCAUGUACUGAAGGAUGUUUCUGUGACCCAGGAUAUGUUCUUUAUGAUAGCAUAUGUGUUCCAAUAGACAAGUGUGGAUGUUGGCAAGAUGAUAAAUAUUAUCCAGUGGGCGAUGAAUUUUGGUCUGAUGACACCUGCUCUUUAAAAUGCAGAUGCCCAUCCGCAGGCAGUGGCUUAGUCUGUACUGAAGACUCAUGCUUGGAUAACCAGUAUUGCGGAGUUACAAAUGGAGUUCCAGGGUGUUUUGAUAAGCCUGAUUCAGGUUACUGUGAGGUAUCAGGAGACCCGCAUUAUUACACAUUUGAUAAACAGGUCCACCACUUCAUGGGAGUCUGUACCUACACGCUAUCUAAGCUCUGCGCAAAUGAUUCAAAUUUGCCGGACUUCAAUGUUGAAGCAGCAAAUGAUCUCAGGAAUGGCCUGACUCAAGUAUCUUAUGUGCAAUUUGUGAACGUGGAUGUAUAUGGAUACAGGAUCACUCUGGAGAAGGUCCACAAGGUUAAGGUGAAUGGACAACCAGCAAUACUUCCUGUUAGCCUAAAACCAGAUGUUGAAAUCUUCCUCAGUGGAACUAAUGUGUUCGUAACAACAGGCUUUGGCCUCCAAGUUUCAUAUGAUGGAAGCCAUAAAGCAACAGUGACUCUUCCAAACAAAUACUGGGAUAAAGUUUGUGGCCUUUGUGGGAACUUCAAUGGAGAUAAAGUUGAUGACUUCUUAAACCCAGAUGGUAAUCUGGAACUGGAUUCUAACAGCCUUGGUAACAGCUGGCAAGUUGAAAAUGACACAGUCUGCCCUCCAGCAGUGGACAAUAAAUCAAAUUGCACUGAGGAUGAAAAUAAUAUAAUAUCCAGCAACAGCUACUGUGGUAUUAUUACUAAUGAAAAUGGCCCAUUUAAAGAGUGUCAUCAUGUGAUAGACCCAGAGGUUUACUUUGAUAACUGUGUAUAUGACCUGUGUGAAGUGAAACUAGAUAAUGGAACCCUAUGUGACAGCCUUCAGUCUUAUGCAGACGCCUGCCAGUCUCACGGAGUCACAAUACAGCCAUGGAGGAAUGAAACUUUCUGCUCUCUUAAAUGCCCACCAAACAGUCACUAUGAGCCCUGCGGCACAGGCUGCCAAUCAACAUGCGUCAACCCACAUGCACCAAACAACUGCAGCCGCCCAUGUACUGAAGGAUGUUUCUGUGACCCAGGAUAUGUUCUUUAUGAUACCAAAUGUGUUCCAGAAGACCAGUGUGGAUGUUGGCAAGAUGACAAAUAUUAUCCAGUGGGCGAUGAAUUUUGGUCUGAUGACACCUGCUCUUUAAAAUGUAAAUGCCCAUCAGCAGGCAGUGGCUUAGUCUGUACUGAAGACUCAUGCUUGGAUAACCAGUAUUGCGGAGUUACAAAUGGAAUUCCAGGGUGUUACAAUAAACCUAAUCCAGGUUACUGUGAGGUAUCAGGAGACCCGCAUUAUUACACAUUUGACAAACAGGUCCACCACUUCAUGGGAGUCUGUACCUACACAAUAUCUAAGCUCUGCGCAAAUGAUUCAAAUCUGACAGACUUCACUGUUGAAGCAGCAAAUGAUAUCAGGAAUGGCCUGACUCAAAUAUCUUAUGUGCAAUUUGUGAACGUGGAUGUAUAUGGAUACAGGAUCACUUUGGAGAAAGUUCGAAAAGUUAAGGUAAAUGGACAACCAGUAACACCUCCUGUUAGCCUACAACCAGAUGUUGAAAUUUUCCUCAGUGGAACUAAUGUGUUCGUAACAACAGGCUUUGGCCUCCAAGUUUCAUAUGAUGGAAGCCAUAAAGCAACAGUGACUCUUCCAGGCGAAUACGCAAAUAACGUUUGUGGGCUUUGUGGAAACUUCAAUGGAGAUAAAGCUGAUGACUUCUUGAAUCCUGAUGGUUAUCUGGAACCAAAUUCCACCAGCCUUGGUAACAGCUGGCAGGUUGAAAAUGAUACAGUCUGCCCACCAUCAGAUGGCAAACAUGAAAAUUGCACUGAGGAUGAAAAUAAUAUAAUAUCCAGCAACAGCUACUGUGGUAUUAUUACUAAUGGAAACGGGCCAUUUAAAGAGUGUCAUCAUGUGAUAGACCCAAAAGUUUACUUUGAUAACUGUGUAUAUGACCUGUGUGAAGUGAAACUGGAUAACGGAACCCUAUGUGACAGCCUUCAGUCUUAUGCAGACGCCUGCCAGUCUCACGGAGUCACAAUACAGCCAUGGAGGAAUGAAACUUUCUGCCCUCUUAAAUGCCCACCAAACAGUCACUAUGAGCCCUGCGGCACAGGCUGCCAAUCAACAUGCGUCAACCCACAUGCACCAAACAACUGCAAUCGCCCAUGUACUGAAGGAUGUUUCUGUGACCCAGGAUAUGUUCUUUAUGAUAGCAUAUGUGUUCCAAAAGACCAGUGUGGAUGUUGGCAAGAUGAUAAAUAUUAUCCAGUGGGCGAUGAAUUUUGGUCUGAUGACACCUGCUCUUUAAAAUGUAGAUGCCCAUCAGCAGGCAGUGGCUUAGUCUGUACUGAAGACUCAUGCUUGGAUAACCAGUAUUGCGGAGUUAUAAAUGGAGUUACAGGGUGUUAUGAUAAACCUGGACCAGGUUACUGUGAGGUAUCUGGAGACCCGCAUUAUUACACAUUUGAUAAACAGGUCCACCACUUCAUGGGAGUCUGUACCUACACGCUAUCUAAGCUCUGCGGAAAUGAUUCAAAUUUGCCGGACUUCAAUGUUGAAGCAGCAAAUGAUGUCAGGAAUGGCCUGACUCAUGUAUCUUAUGUGCAAUUUGUAAACGUGGAUGUAUAUAGAUACAGGAUCACUUUGGAGAAAGUCCGUAAAGUUAAGGUGAAUGGAAAACCAGCAACACUUCCUGUUAGCCUACAACCCGAUGUUGAAAUCUUCCUCAGUGGAACUAAUGUGUUCGUAACAACAGGCUUUGGCCUCCAAGUUUCAUAUGAUGGAAGCCAUAAAGCAACAGUGACUCUUCCAGGCGAAUACGCAAAUAAUGUUUGUGGGCUUUGUGGGAACUUUAAUGGAGAUAAAGUCGAUGAUUUCCUAAACCCAGAUGGUAAUCUGGAACCAGAUUCAAACAGCCUUGGUAACAGCUGGCAAGUUGAAAAUGAUACAGUCUGCCCCCCAGCAGUGGAAAUCAAACCAAAUUGCACUGAGGAUGAUAAUAAUAUAAUAUCCAGUAACAGCUACUGUGGAAUUAUUACUAAUAAUAACGGGCCAUUUAAAGAGUGUCAUCAUGUGAUAGACCCAAAAGUUUACUUUGAUAACUGUGUAUAUGACCUGUGUGAAGUGAAACUGGAUCCUGGAACCCUAUGUGACAGCCUUCAGUCUUAUGCAGACGCCUGCCAGUCUCACGGAGUCACAAUACAGCCAUGGAGGAAUGAAACUUUCUGCCCUCUUAAAUGCCCACCAAACAGUCAUUAUGAGCUCUGUGGCACAGGCUGCCAAUCAACAUGCAUCAGCAAAGAAGCACCAUCCAACUGCAGCCGCCCAUGUGCUGAAGGAUGUUUCUGUGACCCAGGAUAUGUUCUUUAUGACACCAAAUGCGUUCCAAAAGACAAAUGUGGAUGUUGGCAAGAUGAUAAAUAUUAUCCAGUAGGUGAUGAAUUUUGGUCUGAUGACACCUGCUCUUCAAAAUGCAGAUGCCCAUCAGAAGGCAGUGGCUUAGUCUGUACUGAAGAUGCAUGCCCAGAUAAUCAGUAUUGUGGAAUAACAAAUGGAGUUCCAGGAUGCUAUUAUUACACCUUUGGAGUCUGUAGGGUUCAUAAUGACCCCCACUAUGACACAUUUGAUAAGCAGAACCAUAACUUCAUGGGACUCUGCACCUAUACUCUUGCAAAAUUAUGUGACAGAAACUCUUCUCUACCAUAUUUCAAUGUGGAAGCCAAAAAUGAACACCGGGGAGAUCCAUCAGUGUCUUUUGUGGAGUGGGUUAUAAUAGAAGUUUAUGAUCAACAUAUACAAAUGAUGAGAAAUGAACAAAAUCGGGUGCUGGUUAACAAGAUUUGGAAAACUCUUCCAGUGAACUUAGUUGAAGGAUCAGUAAAAGUUACCUGGACUGGAAAGCAUGUGAACCUAGAGACUGAUUUUAGACUUUCAGUUUCCUAUGAUAUCGACACUUCAAUUGAUAUAAAGGUCCCCAGCACUUACUCUGCCCUUACUUGUGGAAUUUGUGGAAACUUCAACAACCGCAAAAAAGAUGAUUAUAUGAUGCCAAAUGGACAGCAAGCACAAACUUCUGAAGAGCUUGGGCAUAGCUGGAUUGCAUAUGAUGGGGAUCCUCUAUGUCACCCUGAAGAUCCUCAGCCUCCACCUCCAAAUGAUUGUACUCCAGAGAAGUACGAGCUUUAUAAAAGCGAUGGAUUCUGUGGUCUGCUUACAAGUAAAGAUGGUCCAUUUUAUACCUGUAAUUCUGUAGUCAGUCCAGGAGGAUUCUUUGAGAGCUGUAUCUUUGAUCUUUGUGCUCUGGAUGGGGAUAAAGAUAUUCUAUGCAGUUUAUUGGGAUCUUAUGCUGAUGCUUGCCAGAAGGAAGGAUUGAUUCUAAACUGGAGAAACAUCACUGGUUGUGAGCGUAAGUGUCCAGCUAAUAGCCACUAUAGUCCAUGCAUGAGUGCCUGCCCAACUACAUGUCUUGAUUCAACUCCCACGGAUAACUGCAGUCUGCCAUGUACAGAAGGAUGUGAAUGUGAUGAUCAAUACGUCAUAAGCGGAGGGACAUGUGUUCACGAAUCCAGCUGUGGUUGCUGGUAUAAUGGUACAUACUACAGUGAAGGAGAAACAUUUGUGCAAGAAAACUGUGAGGACAGUUGUACAUGUAAAGGCAAUAACAAUAUGGAAUGUCAUCCAGUAUCGUGUGCCAAAGAUGAAAUUUGUAAAGCUCAGAAUGGAACAUUGGGCUGCUAUACACCAAGUACAGCAAUUUGCCACAUAUAUGGAGACCCUCACUACUCUACCUUUGAUGGAACACUCCAUCACUUCCAGGGAUCUUGUACCUAUACAGUGACUGAGACAUGUGCAAACACAUCAAACAACUUUAUUGUUACGACAAGAAAUGAACACAGAGGAAAUCCAAGCUGGACUGCCAUUAACUCUGUGGCCCUCACAGUGGAUGGACUACACAUUGUUUUGGGAAAGAGCAACAUAGUUCUUAUUAACAAUGUUCUAGUUAUACCUCCAGUUACCGUGUAUGGAAUAAGUAUUGUACUGAAUGGACAGUACGUAAUAGUGACAGCAGAUUUUGGUCUUGAGCUUCAGUUUAAUGGAGACCAUGAGCUCUUUGUCAAGGUCAAGGAAAAUUACAAAGGUACAUUGUGUGGCCUUUGUGGAACAUAUAAUGAAAACCGUAAUGAUGACUUCAUGACACCCAGUGGCACUAUUGUAUCCGACGUCAAUGAAUUUGGAAACAGCUGGAGGGUGCCUGAUGAUCAAUGGACAUGUGACUCGACACCGCCUUCUCAACCAACCUGUGUGCCCCCACUACUGGACGAGGCUAAAAACAGAUGCUGGAUUCUAAAACAGAGUGAUGGUCCAUUUAGAUCAUGCCAUAGCUACAUCCAACCUCAUGGAUACUUUGAGAGUUGUGUCUUUGACCAGUGUGUCACAGGAGGAAGCAAUGAGCAACUCUGCAAUGUCUUGGCAUCAUAUGUAGCAGUCUGUGAAUCUAAAGGGGUUUCUUUGGGAGACUGGAAGAAUAACACCAUUUGUGAUUCCACCUUCACCACACCACCAGCUCCUACUACAACAAGAGAAACUUUAUCCUACGCUUCCUGCAGUGCCUCUGGAGACCCUCAUUACAACACAUUCGAUGGUGCAGUUCAUCAUUACAUGGGAAAUUGCAGCUACACUCUGUCUAAGCCCUGCAAUGCAUCAUCUGCCGGCCUUCCAGAUUUCCAUGUCUACACCACCAAUGAGCACAGAGAUUCCAACACCAAAGUGUCAUAUGUUCAUUCAGUGCAUAUUGAAAUUGACAAGGAUGAAAUGACAAUAUUGAAAAACAAGAAGUUUAAUAUUAAUGGAAAGAGAUACAAUCUACCCAUGGCAGUAAAGAACAGAUAUAGUGCUUACAUCAGCGGAAAUUAUUUAGUUUUUGAAACUGAUUUUGGACUGCAGGUUAGGUUUGAUGGAAAUCACUAUGUUGAUGUUUCUCUACCUUCAACCUACCAGGGCCAUCUCUGUGGGCUGUGCGGCAACUAUAAUGGAAUAUCUGGAGAUGAUUUUGUUAAAAAAGAUGGAAGCAUAGCAACUAAUUCCAAUGAUCUUGGAGACAGCUGGAUAGUAACUUCUGAUGAGACACAAUGUGGCAGCCAAGGCCUAGAUGUGUGCGAUCCACUUUUGAAAGAGGAAUACUCACAAAAUACAUUCUGUGGUAUUAUCAAAGACAACACAGGAAUCUUCAAGGAUUGCCAUGCCUUAGUAAAUCCAGAUAACUUCUUUGAGAAUUGUGUUCUGGACAUGUGCUUCACAGAAAGCAAAUCAACCUCCUUAUGUUACGCGGUGCAGACCUAUGCUCAGCAGUGUGCAAAUGCUGGAGUCUGUAUAGAGUGGAGAUCAACAACUUUCUGUCCCCUAUCUUGUCCUGGUGGAAGCCAUUACGAAACCUGUGGAACUGGAUGCCCUGCCACUUGUCACAACAUGUUGUCAAAAAUUGAUUGCAAAGCUUCCACAGUGGAGGGUUGCUUCUGUGAUGAAGGCUACGUCCUUAGUGGCGACAGAUGUGUGAAAGAAAGCGAUUGUGGUUGCACAGAUCAACAAAACAACUCUUAUCAGCUUGGGGAAAGCUGGUUCACUAAUGGUGACUGUACUGAACGCUGCACAUGUGGCCAGAAUAAUCUCAUCACUUGUACACCAUGGAACUGUGGUUUGUUACAAAAAUGCGAGUCCAAAGAUGGAGUUCUAGGAUGCCAGUCAUCUGGAAGAGCUUCUUGCCAUGUGUCCGGAGAUCCACAUUUCUUCACCUUUGAUAAAGUAAUGCAUAGUUUCAUGGGUACCUGUACAUACACUUUGGUUCAAGUCUGUGAUUCCCAAAAUGUAAUCCCUGUGACCAUCAGUGGGAAGACUGAAGACCGAGGACAACGUGCUGCAACUUACCUUAAGGAAGUUUAUAUUGAUGUCUAUGGAAUACGCAUUACUUUGCAAAAAGCCAAAAAAAUGAUGGUUGGAAAUGAACAGAUCCAAACACCAUGGUCUGAGCAUCUGAGAGGCAUUUCCAUUGGGACAGUUGGGCUAUAUUCUGUUGUGGAAACUGACUUUGGACUGAUAGCAAAGUUUGAUGGAGAUCAUUACCUUGAAAUCAUCCUUCCUGAAUCUUACUUUGGAAAGGUGUGCGGUAUUUGCGGUAAUUUUAACAACAGAAUGAAUGACGAAUACCUUCUUCCAAAUGGUCUUCAAGCAGCAAAUGUAACACACUUCGGUAACAGCUGGAAAUCAGAGAAAGACAGUGACAAAAACUGUGUAGAUGAUACAAGACAAGACCUUGGGCCUCCAUGCAAGGCUGCACAAUUACCAGCAACAGAAAAUCAGUGCAAUGUACUUCUCUCAGACACCUUCAAACCUUGCCAUCAUUUGAUUGACCCACAGCCAUUUGUUAAGAGCUGUGUCUUUGACAUGUGUAGAUACAAUGGCAUGCAGUCCACACUAUGUGCAAUAGUACAAGGCUAUGUAGGUGCAUGCAUGACACAUGGAGUGAAGCUUAAAUGGAGAAGCAACAAAUUGUGUCCCUUAUCCUGUCCUUCCCACAGCCAUUACACAGACUGUGCAUCACUAUGCCCUGCUACAUGCAAUGACAUCUAUGCAUCUGCUGUUUGUGACAAGCCGGAAGCGUGCACAGAAGGCUGUGUCUGUAAUGACGGAUAUGUGCUAAGUGGAGAUAAAUGUGUCCCUCUCCAUAAAUGUGGGUGCAGAGAUUCCAAGGAUAACUACUAUAACAUUGACGAGACCUGGAUUACACCAAACUGUAAAGAACUUUGUCAUUGCAAUGGAGCCAGCAAAAUAAUCUGCAAACCCCAUGGUUGUGCACAUGGAAGAUGUAGUCUCAAUAAUGGCAAAUAUGCCUGCAAACCCACAGGUUAUGCCAAGUGUCACAUUACAGGCGAUCCACACCAUAAUACUUUCGAUCGCCUAUCACAUCACUUCCAAGGGAAAGAUAGUUAUAUCCUGACUCAGACAUCUUCUGCCUUGCCUGAUUUAUUGGAACCAUUUACAAUUAAAGGCAAAAAUGAGCCAAUGAACAAAUACAGUACAUUUACACUAAUAAGGGAGAUGCGCAUUGAGGUUUAUAAUCACACCAUAAUAUUUUCACAAAAGAAGAAGCUUGUGUUGGAUGGUGUAAAGACAGUGCCCCCAAUCAAUCUAAAGGAAGGAAUAUACAUAUAUCAGAGACCAUUAAGAAUCUACCUUGAGACUGAUUUUGGGCUUUCUGUUAGCUACGAUGGCAACCAGAAUGCAGAGAUAACUGUACCCAAUACACAUAGAAAUAUUCUAGAAGGUCUUUGUGGAAAUUACGAUGGGCGAAGUUCUAAUGAUUUUAGAAGGCCAGAUGGAUCGCAAGUGAGAGAUGUGGUGUCUUUUGGUGAAAGCUGGAAAGUUAAGUCAUGGAAAUCAGAUUCCAGAAUUAGGAGAGACAUCGGAUUAAGAAAUGAAGAGGAUAUUGUGGACUUAGACACAGGGGACAUUUUAGCUUGCUCAGCCUCAGAACUUGCUUAUUUGAACAGCACAUCAUUCUGUGGAAUACUUAGAGAUAUUAAUGGACCAUUCCAAACCUGUCAUGAAUAUGUUGAUCCAGAAGUCUACAUCACGAACUGCCUUUUUGAUACAUGUGCUGAAUUUGGAAAUAUUGAAUUGUUCUGCUCUAACCUUGAGCAAUAUUCACUUGCCUGCCAGGAUAAUGGCACUACACUCAAUGACUGGAGAGAAAGAGCUGGCUGCGAGUUUCCAUGUGGACCUAACAGUGAGUACAGGCAGUGCAUGAACGCAUGCCCGGCUUCCUGUAGCAACAUGGCAUCAGAGGCAGAAUGUGAGGCACCUUGCUAUGAAGGCUGCCAGUGUAUUGACGGCUAUGUUCUUAGUGGCUUUGAAUGUGUUCCCUACAAGGAAUGUGGAUGCACUUAUCUUGACAAGUAUUUCGAGUAUGGAGAAGUCUUCAUCACUGAUGAUUGUACCCAGAACUGCACGUGCACAGACACUUCAUCUGUAGUUUGCUUCGAAAUCCAAUGUAAACCUAAUGAGAUCUGCACAACAGCAUAUGAGAUCCGUGGAUGCUAUAUACCUGGGCCCUGCCUUGAAAACCCUUGUGAAAAUGGUGGCACAUGUGUUGAAGGAUCUCUUGGAAUGAAUACUACUGGUGAUUUGUACUGCAUGUGCCCUGAAACUUAUUCUGGAUUCUUCUGUGAAAUUGAAGAGAAAACAUAUGACAACAGAGUUAUUUACAUUGUAAUCGGAGUUGUGGUUGGAGUCUUGGUUAUCGGCUUUAUUUUUGUUUUUGCUGCCUUUUGUUUCAUCAAAAACCGGGAUGGUAAAAAACGCCUUGUCGAAUCAAAUAGCUCUGAAGAUGGGAGUGUGAGCUUGUCGAGAAUAUCAGUGAAUCGUGGAGGUGAAUCUAUAUAUAAUGAGCCAGAUUUAAUUAACCUAGCAUUUGAGGAAGACAGUACUGUGCCCCAGUCUGGGGCCGUGAAUGUGGCUAACGACACAAACGUCAGAACAUCUGCUAAAGGAACAAGUAACCAGGGCUCAGCGGACAAUGUAAAUGCAAUGAAGUCAGAAAAAACCACAGGCACACAUGGACAAACACAAUUUUAAUCUAGCAGAACUUGAUGUAACUUCAGAAUGAAUCAUAAAAAAAUAAAACAAAGAAUGAUAUUAUAAUUUUGUAUGUCUAGGCAAAAACCAAUGCACUUGAAUGUAAUUGUCUUUCUACUGAUUUUACUGCAGCAUUUUUGCAGCAGAGACUCGUUUGCCUAAAUGCCUUGAUUCUAUCACUGUUAUUAUAUUUUUUUAAAAUUGUAAUAUGAAGUGUUAUUUAAAAUAAAAAUAUAUAUUCAUAUCUGCAGAA
Messenger RNA from Xenopus tropicalis (tropical clawed frog), 22440 nucleotides. RefSeq names its product zonadhesin (gene zan). The record is from RefSeq and is a predicted model, not a curated record. Gene Ontology annotation, cellular component: membrane. The transcript has 92 exons. The coding region runs from base 27 to 22187 and encodes 7386 amino acids. NCBI's taxonomy places the organism in Eukaryota, Metazoa, Chordata, Amphibia, Anura, Pipidae.